GGUGGAGUCUGGGAUCGUGGCUGACAUCGAGGUCGACAGUUUGCUGCCUUCAGGCUGCGACACCUUCUACCAGAUCAAGAGUCAGCCAAUCAGCAUCAGUACAUCGGCAGCAGCUUCCUCCUCUUCCUCCUCUUCCUCCUCACUGCCGUCAGUCAUGUCAUCCAGGGUUUUGAUGCGUCAGGAUUUGAUGCGUCAGCAGGCUCUGGAGGAGGAGCAGAAGGAGGCGCAGCAGCAGCAGCAGCAGCUCCUCCGCUCAACAGACCCCUCCUCCCCCAUCUCUGUGUCUGCGUCCUCCUCCUGCAGACCUCCUGCUCAGGUCCCUGUGGAGGUGCUGAAGGUGCAGACUCACCUGGAGAAUCCCACCAGGUAUCACAUUCAGCAGGCUCAGAGGCAGCAGGUGCGUCAAUAUCUCUCCACCACACAGACCACUGUGACCGGCAAGGCAGCCAAUCAGGAGCCAGCUGGACCAUCCCCAAGCCACUCCCCCCAGCUGGGCCCCGCCCCCAAACUACAGCCAGUAGACGGCAAGCAGGAA
Molecule: messenger RNA, 535 nt
Organism: Xiphias gladius (swordfish)
Lineage: Eukaryota; Metazoa; Chordata; Actinopteri; Istiophoriformes; Xiphiidae
Product: transcription factor E3-like
Exons: 4
Biological process (GO): regulation of transcription by RNA polymerase II
Cellular component (GO): nucleus
Molecular function (GO): RNA polymerase II cis-regulatory region sequence-specific DNA binding; DNA-binding transcription factor activity, RNA polymerase II-specific
Source: RefSeq, a predicted model, not a curated record